This is a messenger RNA of Pseudocercospora fijiensis CIRAD86, 6553 nucleotides long. RefSeq lists its product as uncharacterized. The transcript is spliced from 10 exons. Gene Ontology annotation, molecular function: protein binding; ATP-dependent chromatin remodeler activity; ATP binding. The coding region runs from base 1 to 6210 and encodes 2069 amino acids. The record is from RefSeq and is a predicted model, not a curated record. NCBI's taxonomy places the organism in Eukaryota, Fungi, Ascomycota, Dothideomycetes, Mycosphaerellales, Mycosphaerellaceae.
AUGAUCUGGAGACAGAAGGCGAGAGAUGUUCUGGAGCUUCACCCGGUUGACUCAGCAAUGCCAGAUCACUCAUCUGACAACAGGCUGGGAACGAGAAAAUUCACCAUGAACCCGGCGCAGCUUCUAAAUCCGAAGGCUUUUGCCAAACAGCAGGCAAAGGCAAAGGCAGCCAAAAAGCCACAGAACAAUGAAUCCGCGCUCUGCAAGCUUCACUCCUGCUUCGGCGUUGAACAUCACAUGCAGCUUGGCACUGGCACUGCUUUUGCGACAAUACCAAAGCGCAACAAUAGCCAUCACGCUCUCUUCCACUUCCACUUCCACCACCACCACCACCACCACCACCAGCGACUUGAUCUGCAUCAACUUCCCCGUGCCUACACCACCCUUUCCUUCCAACACAUCGUCCCUAGCCCAACGACGGCCAACAGUUGCAGUACCCAGAACUGCCGACUGUCAGUUGUCAUGGCUUACAACAAACCCCCACCAUCCAACUUCAACACACUGUCCAGUCCAACGCUAUCAGGCGACCCUUCGAUGCUAAUAUACGAAGGCCCUCAACAGGCGCGCAAGCCGACGGCAUCAGUGUCAGAUCUGCCACGCUACGAUGCCAAAGCACUUCUGGACCCUAAGGCUGCACCGACCACCAUCUCGCGCGAGGCGUCAAGAGACGAGGAUGCCCACGAUAACGCCGGCUACGGUGCCGCUGCCAUGAUUGAGCGCCUCCAUGGUGUCACUAGUCGUGACGAUAUGCCGACCCAGAAGCGCAAAGGCCCGAUGACAACUGGCGAUGAGGAUGAAAACGAACGAAAAAAGCAGAAGACCGAGGGUUUCAGCAUCAGCAAGGGAGGUAUCAUCAGCGACCACUUGAAAAAUGAGCGCAAGAAGAUGGCCGCUGAAGCAGGACCGUCCCACCAGACCAUAGAUCUCACUGGCGAUGACGAUGAGCCUGCCGCUGCCUCUGCAGCUGCCAAUGACGUCGAGAUCACCAAGGUCAUCGAGCCGAGCAACGAUGAAAUUUGCCUUGGGUUGGUCAACGCCAAUGCUCUUGUCCACCGUGUGCCAACGCCUUCCGCGAGUUUGAUCAGAGGCCUGCCGAAGACCUCUUGGCCUUACAUGAGGAUCUCAUUUCGCCACGAAUACGGCAACGGGCGCAAUAUGCAAAUUGACUUGAUUGACAAUGCCGAGAUCAAGUUCGGAACUAUGGAUCUCAAAGCAGCGGCAGCGGUGGCUCCUCUUCUCGAUGGCGUCAACAUGAACAAGAUGCGAUUGCGCAUGCACCUCCUGAGCCGUCCACGAAAGCCAAGUGAGGAAGCUGGUCAGCGUGUAUCACAGCUGCUGAAGAUGGCGGUAACUUUCUUCGCACCGCGAAACGCUGCUGCUCAGAUCGGUCGAUUCCUGUCUCAGAGGCAGCUAUACUUAUCUGCACCUUUCCAUGCGGGCGGACGGGACUUUGUAAACCCACAGCUACCGCAGAACUUCGGUCCUCCUCGAGACAGUAAGCCGCAGCAAUCCUCACGAGGAGCCAGCACCUACGUCUCUCGCUCUGUAGAGGAGAUUCGCCGCGAAGCCACGAAUAUGUUCGACAAUCUCGCCAAGAACGAAGCCAUCCCUUCCAUGGAGCCAAACAAGGAGAUUAUUGCCACAGACCUGAUGGAGCACCAGAAGAAAGCGUUGAACUUCUUGUUCGAGCACGAGCGUAGCGAUUUCGAUGGUAACGAGCUUCCCGUUCAUGCUCUUUGGAGAUAUAGGGCAAAGAAUACCGGUCAGCCUGCCUGGUACCAUGUCAUUACGGGCCAAGAAGUUACAGAGAAGCCAAAGCCUGUGCAAGGUGGCAUCCUUGCGGACAUGAUGGGUCUAGGAAAGACUCUCAGCGUACUUGCUCUCAUCGCGGAAACCAGAACUGCUGCUAUACGUUUUCGUCAGCAGGCCGUCCCAUUCGACCUUGAAGACGCUGUGGAGUGCAACUCGAAAGGCACGCUGAUCAUUUGUCCCAAGUCCGUCUUGUCGAAUUGGGAGGAGCAGAUUGGAGUCCACUGCCGUGAAGGCAAGAUCAAAGUCUACUGCUACCAUGGCCCUAAUCGCACUCAGAACACUGCAAAGCUUGCCAAGUUCGACGUGGUGCUGACCACCUACAACAUUGCCGCCGCCGAGUUUGCCGAUGGCAUGAAGAAAAAGAAGGCCCUCUCAAACAUCAACUGGUUCCGCAUUGUGCUCGAUGAGGCCCAUCAAAUUCGUACAACGUCUACCAAGGUCUCUAAGGCAUGCUGUAACCUGUAUGCUGAGCGUCGAUGGGCCGUUACAGGUACCCCUGUGCAAAACAGUCUGUCUGAUUUGGGUGCCUUGGUCAAGUUCCUGAAUAUCCCACCAUUCGACAACCCAAAUACAUGGAAUCAGUACAUCAUGUCGCCUUUCAAGAUGGGCAACGUGGACGUGGUGGAGCAGCUGCAGCUGCUAGUAGGCAGCAUCACUCUUCGGCGUCUGAAGGACACGAUCGGCCUCACCAAGCGAACAGAGACCAUUGAGCGUCUAGAGUUCACCGAAGUUGAAAUGGCACUCUACAAAAAGUUCGCUUCGACCUGUCGCACGACGUUGGAUAACGUUACAGGCGGAGGAAAUACUCUUCGCGGCAAGGCAUAUGCGCAUGUCUUGAAGUCCAUCGGGCGAUUGCGUGCUAUCUGCGCACAUGGCCGUGAGAUGCUCACGGAGGAGGACAUGAAGGAAGUCGAAGGUGACGACCCUAACAAUGCCAUCGUGCUUGAUGUUGGGGAUGAGCCCGGCUAUGAGGAUGAGGCCGAGUUUACCACCGAUGCUCAAGCAUACAAUCUCUACAAGACCAUGCGUGACUCCGAGAUGGAUAGAUGCGAGGGCUGCGGUCGCUUGGUGGGCAAGAAGGAACCCAAACCAAUCGACUUGGACGAGGAAGAGGACAGCUCUGCUGCAAACACUCCUGCCAUUAGCGAGGGCGAAGAGGAGGACGACUUGAUUGGAAAUCUCACGCCGUGCUUCCACGUCGUCUGCUACAACUGCACGCCUCGGUACAUUGAGCUAUGCGAAGAGUCUAUGACAGCUGAUCGAUGGCAUGUCUGUCCUUACGAUGAGACACACCAACGCUUCGGACUGAAGCCACUCACCUGGUCUGGAUACAAUUCGCAUAUUGAAGAACGCCGCAUCGCGGCAAACCAACCCAAAGCUGCCAAGUGGGAUGAAGAUUCCUACUCUGGCCCGCACACCAAAGUCAAAGCUCUUCUCGAAGAAUUGAGACAGUCUGAGCAGGAGAGUGCGGAACUCGCAACCCUCGGCGAGGCUCCUAUUCGAUCCGUUGUGUUCAGUGGCUGGACCGGAUACCUCGAUCUCAUCGAGCAUGCUCUGAUCAAGAAUAGGGUUGCCUUUGUCCGCUUGGAUGGAUCAAUGUCCGUUAAGCAACGCACGCAGGUCAUGGAGAUGUUCAAGACCGAGAAAGACGUCGUCGUUAUGCUCGUUUCAAUCAAGGCGGGCGGACAAGGCUUGAACUUUACGGCAGCUAACAAGGUCUAUGUUAUGGAGCCUCAAUUCAAUCCCGGUGUCGAGGCUCAGGCUGUUGAUCGUGUGCACCGUCUCGGUCAGAAGCGCGAUGUCUACAUCAAGCACUACAUCAUGCAAGACUCGAUCGAAGAAGGCAUUCUUGGUCUGCAAGAGAAGAAGAAUAAAUUGGCUCAAAUGAGCAUGGACAAGAAGAGGAGCAAAGCCGAAGAGAACAAGCAGAGAUUGGACGACCUGAAGACGCUCUUCAACACCGGCGUCGGCGUAUGUUUCUUGAAGUCAAUCUUCCAAUUCAAAUGCCAUAGCGCCUAUACAAAAUGCAUGAAGUUUCUUCCAUCCUUUGGGUUUCAGGCAUCAAUGUUGCGGCCUUGCGCCGCCGCGCCAAGCCAAAUCGGCCUCCCAGCCGUCGCGAUCGCAUCGUCCGCGACACGUCUUGACCUCCGCAGUGCAUGUCCACAAACUGCUCCCGCGCAUUCAGAACAACUCUUUCCAUUCACGUCACCAUUGACAGCUGACAUAGUAUACGCGAUCCACGCCCGACCAUCUGAGCACACCCAGAAGCGUACACCAAACACAGGAGACCAGGAAGCUCUGGCUGCGUGCGCCAACUUCAGCCAUUCAGAGACCAAUCUAGACAGCACACGCGCUCCGGGUGAAGCCAGCGACGAGCUGAUUCGAGCAGAGAAUGAGGCACUUGAAGCCAAACAGGAAUCACAAGACCAAGACACGUCCAUGAUCGAAGAUGCCGAGGACGCCAAACCGCAGAACGAUGAUGUCGCAAAGCCAGCUGUCGAGGGGGGCGACGGUGCGCUGGUGUCAGACAACCCGCUGGACGCGCCUGAAGCUCCGGCACCGGAAAACGCAGAAGAAGCAGGCGAAGAUGAAGAGAUGGGUGACACGAAGGAGGGCACACCAGCGGUAGAUGCGACAACACCUGCAGCAACUACCAAGACGGCAGUAGAACAGUCGGCGCGGUCGAAUCUGAUUGAUCAGAACCACGCCAUCAUCCUGCCCAGCUACAGCGCAUGGUUCGACAUGCACGAGAUUCACAAUCUGGAGCGAAAAGCGCUGCCGGAAUUCUUCAACAACCGAAACCGCAGCAAAACGCCUGCUGUGUACAAGGAUUAUCGUGAUUUCAUGGUCAACACAUACAGAUUGAACCCGUCUGAAUAUCUGACUGUGACUGCAUGCAGAAGAAAUCUUGCUGGAGACGUGUGCGCAAUCAUGAGAGUCCAUGCUUUCCUUGAGCAGUGGGGGCUCAUCAAUUACCAGGUUUAUUUCCAGAUUGACCCAGAUACAAGACCUUCAAACAUUGGUCCGCCAUUUACAGGCCACUUCAGAAUCACCGCGGAUACUCCUCGUGGCUUGCAGCCGCAUCAGCCAGCUCCGGGAAGCACUGUCACACCCGGAAAGCCACAUGCUGGGACUGACCGCCUUGCCAGCGCGGGUAAGGCCGACCUGAAUCUGGAAGUGCGAAGGAACAUCUAUGAUGACAAGGGUAAGGACGUUACCCCUGCAAAGACUGAAAGUAGCGAGGCCAAUGGAGAGUCUGCGAAGGCAUUAGAAGAGGGUCUGAAACAGGAUGGAAAGCAGUACUUCUGCUAUUCUUGUGGAAAGGAUUGCACCCGUGUCCGUUAUCACAAUUCCAAGAAUCCAGCUGCGACUGCCACAACGCCCAAACCAAGCAAGGACCAGCGCUAUGAUCUUUGCAGCCUUUGUUUCCAGGAAGGCCGCUUCCCAAGCAGCACAACCGCGGCAGACUACACAAAGCUUGAGAAUGAAUCGUACAGAAGUAUUGGCGACAAAGAAAAGCCAUGGGCAGACUCUGAGCUCCUACUGCUGCUAGAAGGCUUGGAAAUGUUUGAUGAUAACUGGGAGUCAGUCGCCGAUCACGUUGGCACGAGGACGAGGGAAGAAUGCGUACUGAAGUUCCUUCAACUCGAAAUCGAAGACAAGUAUCUGGAAGAAACACCAGCCGCAAACUCUACCUCGGAUCUUGCAUACCUGUCUGGCGGCCGGCUGCCCUUCAGCCAGUUUGACAACCCGGUGAUGUCAGUCAUGGGCUUUCUCGCAGGACUCGCAGAUCCCGCAACAACCGCAAAGGCUGCUGGCAAGAGCGUUGAAGAGGUUAAGAAGCAGCUCAAGUCCCGCAUUGAGGCCGAAGCUUCUUCAGAAGCAGGCGCAGAAAAGGAGAAGGAGGGCACGACUCAACCUGAGGAUGUCAAGGGUGAGAAAGACGAUGUCAUGGACGUUGACGACACUACCUCGCUUGCGACUAGGGAGCCACCGACCAGCCAUGACCUUCCAACCACAGCUCUUUCUCUGACCGCCGCUCGUGCUGCAGCUCUGGCUUCACAUACCGAGCGACAGCUUACGAAUCAAGUGUCUGCUGCGGUGAAUCUUCAGCUCCAGAAAAUGGAGCUCAAGUUGCAGCAAUUCUCUGAGAUGGAGUCACUUCUUCAAGCAGAACGUCGCGAGGUCGAGCGUAUGCGCCAGCGGCUGUUCCUGGACAGACUGCAAUUUCGCAAGCGUGUGCGCGAGACUGAAGCAAAACUUGCAGGCAUGAAGAUCUCUGUGCCGCAAGGCGACAAGCUCUCGAUGGAUCAGCCUGGCGCAGAAGGCAGCGCGGAAGGUAGCCAGUCCGAGUCAUACCAAGACAACAUGGAUGGCUUCAUGAAACAUGAAAUAUAAGUGGUCUCGGAGAUAUUAACGUAGAGGAAUGGAGCUUGACACAACAAGUUAAACUUGUGCGAAUCGCCAAACGAGGCCGCCUGGAGCAGCUCACUGGCUUUAUCGCAGGGGCAACGGCUAUCACAACGCAGAGGAAGCAUUUCGACGCUGGCUCGACGUGAGCUAAACGACCUAGGUGUCAUUCUUGAUGGCAUUGCUGCGGCGCUAGCGAUGGACUCUAAUUCGAUGCGAGGGCCUGAAAUACCGAAAAAGGUUCUAAACCUGUGCAUGAAUGGGAUGAAGAGGGCAAUUGCGCUUAGAGAGCCUUGUAAACUAGAAGCACGCUGAAUGACACUGUUGAAGU